Messenger RNA from Episyrphus balteatus (marmalade hoverfly), 4955 nucleotides. RefSeq names its product protein winged eye (gene wge). The transcript has 12 exons. The record is from RefSeq and is a predicted model, not a curated record. The coding region runs from base 366 to 4838 and encodes 1490 amino acids. Gene Ontology annotation, molecular function: chromatin binding. NCBI's taxonomy places the organism in Eukaryota, Metazoa, Arthropoda, Insecta, Diptera, Syrphidae.
AGGUUUUAUUUUUUAAUCAUUCAAAAGAUUAUUAUAUAUGGAAAGUAUAUAUUUACUUUUACUUUAAAAACAAGCAAAAUAAAAGGGGGACAUGAAUAUGCUUUGCGAAAAAUGAAUUUCGCUUCUGAAUUUACAAAAACAAGUGCUAUUUUUUUUGUCAAAUAAAAAUAUGCUUUUUAAUCUUAAAAGAUUUCAAUAAUAUUGUGCAAAAGUGUACAAAUUAACAAGAAACAAAAAAAAAAAACUACUUAAAAAAACUGAUUACUUGCAGACAGCUUUGAAUAGCUAAAAAAAAUUCUAUGUACUAAAAAGGUUUUAAAGACAGUUCUAUGAUUGAUUAGAGCAAAAAAAACACAGAAAAAGUUAUGGCAACUUUUAAUUCGUCGUCGAACGUAUUAAACAGCUCUGUUAAAUCAACUGAAGCCGUUCAAUCGACGGCGGCGUUUCUUCUUCCAUCACCGUCACCUUUGCUCGGUCUAACUGCGCCAAGUUUUGCAACAACAUCUUCGUCUGUCGAAAACCAAUCUUACAUUGGAAUUCAACAAAAGAAUUUGCCCAGCCUCACCCAUCACCAUGUCAACUCAUUGUCUAGUUUCACAUUUAUGGAAAUUAAACGAGAACCUUGCCAAGUCUCUGAAGUAACAACUUCAAAUAAUUUACAUACAAAUCUAAAUUCUAAAUCACUGUCGUCGUCGACUAUGACGACUUUGGUUAAAAUUGAAUCCACGUCACCCAAAAUAUCCGAUAUGGAUAAAUCGACAACAGAAAUGCACACAAAUAAUUCCAUGCAAGUUGGUCUAACAAGAAAAAAACCACCGGACACAGCACCUGUACAAUCUCCAAGAGAUGUUAACUAUUUUGGAAUUCGUGUUGCAGAUAUAGGUGGAGUAUCAGCGGGGGGAUGUGGCAAUAUAUAUUUUGCAGGAACUGAUUUAAUGCCUGGUGGAAAUAAUGAGGAUAUAAGCAGUAUACAUAACGAAAGCCGGUCUUCAACGUUUUGGCAAUAUCCAAAUGCUUUUCCACUUGAAUCAGUAAUAUCAAUGUCGCCUGUUGGCCUACAAUAUGCACGUGAUCCUGGUAGAGGACAAUUGGUUUUAAUCCCAACAACAUCUGCCAUGGAUUCUUUUCCACAAGCUGCUUUUCUUUGGCCGCCAUACAUGCAGCAAAAUCCAACUGCACUACAAACAACUCCAAAUUUUAUAUUUCCGUCUAUGAGUCCGCAAACAAGUGCCCUACCUCCGACAUAUGGGGCACCUCUACAGCUUUUGGGACCAAACUAUUUAACUACAGCUAGUGCAUCAUCGACAGUUUGUCAUCAUUCACAAGCUGUAGGCAACAGUUUUCUCUCUAUUUCGUCAGAUACGAGAAGAACAGAACUGUCCCAAAAACACAAUCCUAUGAAAAUGGAGACCUUUAAUCCACAUCAUAGUCUAAACAAGGGAAACUUAACAUCAAACUUUGAUACUACUAACAAAGUAGUAGACAAAUCAAAAGAUCAUCAAGAAUCUAGUUAUUCGCUAUCAAAUGCAAAUCUAGUUGGCCCAGUACCAUUGAUUCAAAAUAAUGAGCAGUCUCAUUCUUUAUUGAACAAUACACAUUCCCCAUCGGAACUUUUAACAAUCCCAAUGAUACCUGCUAAUUAUACAAUUCCAGCCAAUAUGGCACCCUUAACCCCACCACAAAUGGGAGAUGUUGGUGCUACAUAUAAAAAUUCUGCUGUCAGAAGUUCUGGUUUUUUGAAAACGCCCGAAAUGCAAGAUGUAAAUAUACAAACAGAUACUCCUGUAUGCAGUGAUGAUGAGAGUGCUCCCACAGAAUUUAAUUCUACAGAGUUAGUUUCGUACAAUUUACAACAGCCCUUGGACAAAUUUAGAUCCGUAUCAAGCCUCUGCCAUAACAAUUGUGUAGGAUGCAAAACCACUUCUUCAUCAAAAGAAAACUCUAUUGAUUCCUUACCACAGUGCACUACCACGUCAUAUGAUAUUGCUAAACACAAUACUUCGUUGCCGGCUAUGCCAGAAACGUAUGUUUAUGAAAAGGAAUGUAUUUCAAACAGGUCUGCUAACAAAAACGAAAUAUAUAACACAGAAAGUUCUACUAUUCUUCCAAGUGCCGAAAGUAAUAGCGAAAGCUCAACUUUUAAACCAACCAGUAAUUCUACUGCUCCUGCUCCUUUGCUAGAGAUGUCUGGAUUAGAGCUUCUUUCAAAUAUAAGCACAGGAUCAUUUGUUAAUCACGAUUCUCUUAAAGCAGUUCGUGUUAAACAAGAACCAUGUGAAAAUAUUGAAAAUGAACGAACAAAUGAUUCAUUAAACAACUCUGAGCCAUACGGUCUCAAUUGUAGUAAUACUUUUGAAAUUUCAAAUCCAGAUCCAAAAGAAAAGGUAAAUUUAUGUGAUUCAAUUAAAACUUCAACACCAAGAGGUGAAGAAAAAUCACUAGGAGGUCUCAAUCUACUCUGUGCUUUAGCUGAACAGAGAAUACAAGAAGAGGUCGAGAACAAUAACUUAACAACUAAAGAAUCGAGUUCCGAAACCAAAAAAAGAAAACAUAAACAUUCCAAAUCGAAGUCCAACAAACAAUCGCGAUACUAUAAAGGAAAAAAUAAACACAAAUUUUUAAAAGAUCGUAAGAGAUCUGACAGUGACGAUGCGCACGAAAAUUUAAGAAGUGUUUUCAGAAAGGUCGAUCCGAAUUAUAAAAAAUUGAAUAAAUGGCCGGAUCCAGAAGAUUUCUUUAAGGCAAUGGAAUCAGAUAUGCGAAUGCGAUUGGCUGACAUAACGAGGCAAUAUAAAAAGAAAAAACGAAAGUUGGAUGAAAUUAAUAAAAUAAAGAAACGAAAAAAGAGUUCCGAAUACAAAUUUGCAAAUAUUUCUUGUAAAAAUCCAAGCUUUAUUUGUUUUCUUGAUAAAUUUCAAUCAACAACUUCGAAUUUUCCCCCAUCUGCUGAUGAAACUGAAAUCAAAUGUUUAAGCUUUCAGAAUAAAAACCUUGCAGGUGGUAAUAUGACAGAAACAACAAUUAAAAACAAUGAAAACACUUCUUCAGUUGUCUUAAGUGAGGCAACUUCUGCAAUAAGAUUAAAUACGCAAAGGGCAUCUGAAAGUUUUGUUAUGUCGGAAAAGCAACGCUUGAAAAGUAAAAAAUAUAAAACAAAGAACAUACCAACAUUAAAAGUUGAUAGAAGUACUUUUGAAAGCAGUCUACUUACGACAACAAAAUGUCAACAAGAACAACAAUCAAAACAGCAGCAACAACAAACGAAAAAAGAACAAACACAACAAAAACAAAACACAGUAAUCAAAGAGGAAAAUAAAUUUGCUUUGAAAAUUGAUAAAGAAAUAGUUUUAUCAAAUGAGCAUUUAUAUCGUAAGGAAACACGAGUUUUGACCGAUAUGGGUGGUCUAUUUUAUGCAGGAAUUUUAAGACCAUUACAACCACCAGAUGUGUAUGCCAUUACACUCGAUGGAGAAAGGGGAAACAAAUCGCAUAUAAUGUCAAGGGAAGAAAUUUUAAAAGACGCUAUAUUAGAAGUUGUACCAAAAACUAUUAAAAACGUUCCUACAGGAACACGGCUUUGUGCAUAUUGGAGCCAACAAUAUCGGUGUUUGUAUCCAGGAAAAGCCAUCGACUCUGAAACCACAGAUGUGGGCUCUGAUUUUGUAAGCGUUGAAUUUGAUGAUGGAGACAGUGGCAGAAUUCGUUUGCAGAAUAUACGAUAUUUAAUGAGUGACUAUCCAAUUGUUGAAUACAAUGAAAAUCCUUUCAACAACCUUGGCAAAAAUAAAAAAUCCAGUUGUACAAAAAACACAUCAUUAUCUAACGGAUCGAAUGAAGAAACAGGAUUCGAGUCAGGAAUCCAAGAAAACAAUAAAAUUUCCUUUAAAAGCAGAACCGAUAAAACAAAGAAUCAAUUUCAUCAUAAAAUUUCUUCACACAUAAGCAAAUUAAAUGAGUGUGAACAUAAGCACACAAAACAUAGGAAAAAAAAGAAACACAAAAAACAUCAUCGCAAGUCUUCAUCAUCGCAAAAUUCAAUUACUGUUAUUAAUGAAGAACAUACUGAAAUACAAAACUUCAAUUAUAAGGAACUUAAAUCAGAUCAACUAGAAGAACAAACAGUAAACGAAUUAGAUACAGGCGUUGAAAACAGCGACUUAGAUAAGCCGAAUAUUAAGUUAUUACUUCACAUUGACGAAAAACCUGAAAUCAAUGGAUUAGAAGAUGAAGAUUCAACCUCAAAUGUUGUUUCCGAAAAUUCUGAUGAGACCAGAAAUGAAAGGAUAGAUUACAACAGUGGUAAAGGGAGCAAAAUAGCUGCAUUUUUACCAGAGCGUCAAUUGUGGGGUUGGCUCGGACAAGCAUAUCGCAAGGCAGGUUUAAAAGGUAGAGCACGGAAACAAUUUUUCAAAUCUAUAACAAGGGGGAAAGAAACAAUAACCGUUGGCGAGUGCGCUGUUUUUCUUUCUACGGGAAGACCUGAUCGACCAUAUAUUGGUCGAAUCGAAGCAAUGUGGGAAACAAUAUCGAGCAACAAAGUUGUUAGAGUUCGAUGGUUCUAUCAUCCCGAAGAAACAACUGGUUGUCCUACUUUAAAAUACCCCGGUGCAUUAUUUGACUCACCACAUGAGGAUGAAAACGAUGUGCAAACUAUUUCCCAUAGAUGUGAAGUCAUUGAAUUUUCAAUGUACAUUGCAAAGUUUGGCUCAGAUUCUGCGCAAUAUCAAUCAAUUUAUGAUAAUAAUGAUACAUAUUACCUGUCAGGUUACUAUAAUCCAAGGUCACAAGUUCUUAAAAUGCAACCAGAUAUUCCAACCUUAGACGGUACCAGUUUAUAAUGUAUUCUUUGUCAAAACUUAAAUUCAACAUUUAAUUGUGAUAGAAAAAUAUGUUGUUAAUUUGCAUCAAGUUAUUCGAUAAAAGAAGUGGAUUAAAAUAAUAAUUAAUGAAACUUU